Messenger RNA from Prorocentrum cordatum, 1230 nucleotides. The record is from the annotation of a GenBank genome assembly. Lineage: Eukaryota; Dinophyceae; Prorocentrales; Prorocentraceae.
AUGGGACCUUCAGGCACUGCCGUUGUUGUCAACAGGGCUGGCUCAUGUGCAGAAGUGCCAGACGAUUUGCUGUGUCCAGUGUUGCAGACGGUUAUGAGGGAUCCUGUUGUGAAUCUUGCUGGCAAUACCUACGAUCGCGUCGCUUUGCAGAGAAUAACGACUCGCGUCUGCGGACGGUGUGUGGACCCACUUACAAAUGAGAUUCUAUCACAUAGCAUUUUGAUCCCAAAUUGGGAUAUGCGGCGAAGAGUGCAAUCGUUUUUAGACAUGCACCCAGGAUACGUGCCAGAUGGUUGGCCUGACCGGAGGAUGCCAUUGCCAGCCUCACCGACAAUCCCGGUCGAUGGAUGUGUGAUUUGUGAAGGACUGGUGGUGAUGAUAGUGAUAUGUUUGUCAUUCGUUGUGACUUUUAACGCGUUGGACCGCGGUGGUGGAUAUGGAGUGCAAGAACUCAAGGGGACAUCCUUUAGCCUCGAGGAAGAGCUCGCAGACGCUCCAGCAACAGGCGUUGGUCCGAACGACUGGGUAUCAAAUGGUGGUUCAUGGCGGCCCGCCUUGUUCAUUGUAGGAGGUUUGUCCAAUAUCCCCCGACUCGUUGUGGAUAGGCGGUCGCUGGUUUUGCAGUCUUGGAGUGUAGCCUUCUUGUGCGCGCUGCUGUCUUACAUUGGCUUGGCCAUGAUGGAGUUUUCUCUGGUCCUGUACAUUGUUCCUCGUGCCGUCAUGUCUCGACUAGCACUUGGAGGCACUUCUUUAAUGAUUGCACCAGCCGCAGCCGACUUGGCAUACGAUAUGACGCAAUUGCGCCACAGAUAUCAGAGGGUUAAGUUCUUGUUCUCGUUGCUCCAAAGCCUAGGAGGAAUGCUGUUAUGUCUUGGUCUGGUUGCAUGGAGAUUUCCCGCAUUUGCCAGCAGUCCGACUACGCUUGCCGGUUCGAUAUUGCUUUCGGUGGCUAAGGCGUUUCAGAACAUGAAUUGGCACAUGGAGGGUGUAAUCCAAAGAUUUGUUUGGACUCUUUUUGGCUGUAGCGGGUUUGCUUGGAUAUGUUUUGGCGCCAUUGUUGAUUGGAAUCUGAGUUUGGCUCUAAACUCGCUUGCGUUGAGUGGGGCGACUCUUUCCGUAAUUGGCGCAUCUGCAUCUGAGGCUGGGCAUGACAGAGUUCAGAGCAUCUCAUUGUCUGGCGCCAUGAUGCUGAUUAUUUGCGUAGCUGCUUCCGCGGUAUGCAGACGAUAA